Molecule: messenger RNA, 426 nt
Organism: Effrenium voratum
Lineage: Eukaryota; Dinophyceae; Suessiales; Symbiodiniaceae
Source: the annotation of a GenBank genome assembly
AUGGCGUGGCUGGCCAACCAGCGCCUGCGCUUUCUGGCCAUACCCUCGCAGAUCUCCACCAAGGAGCUGUCGCAACUCCAGGCGCUCCCAGGCUUUGAGAGCUAUUGGAUGAAGUGGCUGAAGCUAAAGGAGCUGGUCGUUUUUCGGAAGCGCUGCGAGUUCGCGCAGCACUGGGCAGAUCAGCAUCACGAGCUUCCCGCGAGCGAAGACGAUGUCGAAACCGAUGCCUUGGCCAGCGGAGUAUUCCAGACAGCCGCGGAGUUUGUGGACUGGGUGCAAGGCACCCUGUCGAAGAUGCAGGCCAAACGACUGGACCAAAAUCAGCGAGCGAUUCUCCGGAACCAUCCUUACUUUGCGGAGAAGAUGCCAACUCAGAUCACAGAGGAGAAUUAUGACUCCUUCUGGCAGAACGGUUCCGGCAGCUGA